Molecule: messenger RNA, 1467 nt
Organism: Arabidopsis lyrata subsp. lyrata
Lineage: Eukaryota; Viridiplantae; Streptophyta; Magnoliopsida; Brassicales; Brassicaceae
Product: F-box protein At3g61340
Exons: 1
Coding region: 114-1358 (414 amino acids)
Molecular function (GO): protein binding
Source: RefSeq, a predicted model, not a curated record
CAGAAAGACCCGGGAUCUUGAGAGACACGUUUUAAGCGUUUUGGUUAUUAGGUUUAAUCAGCCGGAAGGAAAAAAGAAGAGUCAUUAGGGUUUUAAGAGAAGCCGCCUCCACCAUGAUGACACGGCGCAAGAAACGAUCUUGUUCGAAUCCAAAGAAAGAAGAAGUAGUGAAAUCCGAACCGAUCCCGUUCGAUCUCGUAAUCGAGAUACUCUUGAGAUUGCCUGCGAAGUCUAUAGCAAGAUUUCGUUACGUGUCGAAGCUAUGGCAGUCCACAUUGCGAGGUCCACAUUUCACCGAGUCCUUCUUGACCUUAUCUUCGUCUCGUCCGAAGAUAUUGUUCACUUGCCUAAAAGACGGUGAAACGUUCUUCUUCUCAUCACCACAUACUCAAGAUCUGUCUCCUAUAUCCGCCAAUAUUCAUAUGAGUUUCCCAGUUAACUGUCCCUCUAAUAUUUGUCGUCCUGUUCAUGGCUGGGUAUGUGGUUCACAUCAACGAACUACAAAGGGAACGACGGUUACGGUUCCAUUGAUAUGUAACCCCAGCACAGGGGAAUCUUUGGCCUUAUGCAAAGUGAAAACAAGGAGGAAGGGAGUGAUAAGCUUUUUGGGGUUUGAUCCGAUCGACAAAAAGUUCAAAGUAUUGUGCAUGACGCGGGCAUAUGUAGGACGAGCUGAUUCUGAAGAGCAUCAAGUUCUCACGUUAGAAACCGGGAAGAAACCGUCAAGGAAAAUGAUCGAAUGUGACAUACUACAUUAUCCUACUGUUGUGGAGCAUACUAAUGGCUUUUCUCAAUAUGAUGGGGUAUGCAUCAAUGGUGUUUUGUAUUACUUAGCCAUUGUCCAUGGUGUUUCUGACCACAGGUAUCCUGAUGUAGUAUGCUUUGAGUUUAGAUCUGAUAAAUUCAAUUAUAUCAAGAAAGUUGCUGGUCCUGGCAUGGAAAUGUACUUGAGAGGACAGCUUGAUUCAACUCUGGUAAACUACAAGGGUAAAUUAGCUAAGCUUCAGCCCAACAUGUCUAACAAUGGAGUAUGCACCGGUAUUCAACUAUGGGUUCUUGAAGACGCCGAGAAACACGAAUGGUCGAGUCAUAUCUACGUUUUGCCUCCUCCGUGGAGGAAUGUAUAUGAAGAGACCAAGUUAUGUUUUGUUGGAACGACUCGUAAAGGUGAAAUUGUGUUGUCCCCAAACACUAUAUCCAACUUUUUCUACCUUCUCUACUACAAUCCCGAGAGGAACACUAUCACUAUAGUUAAAAUCAAAGGAUUGGAAACCUUUAAGAGUCAUAAAGCUUACACCUUUGUUGACCAUUUAGAGGAUGUGAAGCUUGUGUCAAGUUUUCAAGAUCAUGGCUUGUAACAUAGUCAGUUUACUAUUUCUUUUAUGUUCUAGUGAUUGUGUUAUCUUUUAUCAGUGGUUCAUACACUUGACAGUUGUUUUAAGCUUAAGGUUUUGCCUUUUUAUUGAA